Molecule: messenger RNA, 1975 nt
Organism: Heteronotia binoei (common prickly gecko)
Lineage: Eukaryota; Metazoa; Chordata; Lepidosauria; Squamata; Gekkonidae
Gene: TRUB1
Product: TruB pseudouridine synthase family member 1
Exons: 8
Coding region: 296-1171 (291 amino acids)
Biological process (GO): tRNA modification; mRNA pseudouridine synthesis
Cellular component (GO): mitochondrion
Molecular function (GO): pseudouridine synthase activity; RNA binding
Source: RefSeq, a predicted model, not a curated record
ACAUUGCGGUUUUCUGCCGUUGUAGCCGGAACAGGAAGCUCUUCCUUUCUUUUCCAUCGUCUUGUUCGGCAUAGUUGCUGCUGGAGUGGUUUGCAAUCUUGUUUUUCUGCAGACCUACGUGGUUAGAAAACACGACUGUGUCUUCUAGAGCAAAACUAGUCCGGGGUACAUUAAAAAAAAAGACUGGCCGUAUUUAGUCUUGCAUAAGCUUUCAUGGGUCAGCGUUCACUUUGAGUAGCUACCGCCAGAGAGACGACAGCAGCAUUGUUUUGUUUUUUCUUCUCUCGUACUGCACAUGGCGGGGACGAUGCGAGGGCCGUUGCUGGACGCCAUCAGGAAUAAAACGGUUGCUGCUAAGCUUCUGUCUUUUAGCGGAUUAUUUGCUGUACAUAAACCCAAAGGGCCCACUUCAGCAGAUGUGCUGAACCGCCUUAAGGCGAUGCUAUUGGCAGAAGCUGGUUUGCCAGAGCCGAGUAGGAAUAUGAGGAAACAGAUUCUAAAGAUUGGACAUGGUGGGAUUCUAGAUAGUGCUGCUACUGGAGUACUAGUGGUUGGCAUUGGAAAAGGAACAAAAAUGCUGAGUGACAUGUUGGCAGGUUCUAAGAAAUAUCUAGCCAUUGGCCAGCUGGGAAAGGCAACUGACACAUUUGAUUCUUCAGGGAAAGUAACAGAAGAAAAGCCUUACCAUCAGAUAACAAAAGAAGAGCUUGAGAAUGUUUUGCAGAAGUUCACAGGGAGCAUCAUGCAAGUUCCUCCACUUUAUUCUGCCCUGAAGAAGGAUGGACAGAGAUUGUCAACACUGAUUACAAAAGGAAAAACUGUGGAAGCAAAGCCUGCCAGGCCAGUUAUAGUAUACAGUCUUUCUCUCAAAAACUUCAAGCCACCCUUGUUCACACUUGAUGUUGAAUGUAGCGGUGGCUUUUAUGUCAGAAGCUUGGUCAACGACAUUGGCAGAGAGCUCUCAUCCUGUGCCUCUGUUCAGGAGCUGACUCGAACAAAACAGGGACCAUUUACCUUGGAAGAACAUGCUCUUUAUGAAGACAAAUGGACAAUUGAUGAAAUUGCCCAAUCCCUGGAGCAUUGCAUGCCUCUUCUCUCUGUAGAACCAUCUCGUAAAAAAUUAAAGACUGAGCUGUCUGAAGAACACACCAUGAGCUGUGAAGAUAAGUGAUAAGUCAGGUCAAGGAAAAAGACUGAAUGACUGAGACGUUUUAAGAUUGCUGUGGGAUUGUCUUGUCUCCCCCUGUAAAUUUACAGUCCUGUGUGUGGAGGAUGACAAAUUACAAUGCAUUGAAAAUGAUAGCUUUCUAUCUUUUCUGUUCAUGCUGAAACAAACACUAGAAGAUGUCCAGCAUUUUUUAUUUCCUCUUGUAUCUCUAGGAUAUAUUGUAAAUGUAUUUGUCAGGGAAGCAAGACUUCUUGCUGCACCCUUGAAAAGAGCUUCCAGGAUACUUUUUUAAAAAAAAUCUCAAUUAUUUGUUUAUGUGAAGUCAUUUUGAGCUUUGCUAAAUUGGUCUAGACAUUGUGAUUGAGGACCAAAUUUUAUUUAACUAUAUUAUGAUUGAUUUAAUGUAUUGGAAUAUUGCCUAAUAUAAUUUCACACAGCAAUAUAUAAGGACCAGAAGCAGUGUUUACUUUAGAUUCUUUCCUCCUACCCCCUAGAUUUCUUGAAGUAAAAAUUAUUUUAUCCCCAUGAAAUGAGUUUGCUGAUGGGAAUGUCUUAGAUCAUCUGGACAAGGUCGCCUUAUUUUAUUGUAUCAAUGUUAAAGAUAUCAGUUUGAGAUCACUACAAUAAGUGACUCUUUUAAAAUACAUUGAUGUGGAAAUGUGACCCCUUCCCUGUGCAUUUUAAAUUACUAUGUAUGGUUUUAUUGUAUUUUAUAUUCGUAUGCUGUGAGCCGCCCUGAGCCUGCCCUGGCGGGGAGGGCGGGAUACAAAUAAAAAGUAUUAUUAUUAUUAUUAUUGACACAACUGA